This is a messenger RNA of Mesocricetus auratus (golden hamster), 2856 nucleotides long. It is a transcript of the gene Stx2, whose product is annotated as syntaxin 2. The coding region runs from base 235 to 1017 and encodes 260 amino acids. NCBI's taxonomy places the organism in Eukaryota, Metazoa, Chordata, Mammalia, Rodentia, Cricetidae. Gene Ontology annotation, molecular function: SNAP receptor activity; SNARE binding. The record is from RefSeq and is a predicted model, not a curated record. Gene Ontology annotation, cellular component: synaptic vesicle; SNARE complex; endomembrane system. The transcript is spliced from 11 exons. Gene Ontology annotation, biological process: exocytosis; synaptic vesicle fusion to presynaptic active zone membrane; intracellular protein transport.
AGCGCGGGCGCGGUUGCCGUGGUAGCGCCUGCCCGAGGGAGGGCGGCGGCGCGGGGCCAGGACCCCGGCUGGCAGAGGCAGCGACGCGGCCACCCGAAAGUGUGCGGUCGGGCAGCUGAGAGGCGGGCGCCCCGCCCUACUGGCCGGUGGGGAUGCGAGACCGGUUGCCCGACCUCACGGCGGAAAAACGACGAUGGAGACACUACUGUCGUCAUUGUUGAAAAGGACCAGUUCAUGGAUGAUUUCUUCCAUCAGGUGGAGGAGAUUCGAAGCAGCAUAGCCAAGGUUGCUCAGCACGUGGAGGACGUGAAGAAGAACCACAGCAUCAUCCUUUCUGCCCCAAACCCAGAAGGAAAAAUAAAAGAAGAUCUGGAAGACCUGAACAAGGAGAUUAAGAAAACCGCUAACCGGAUCCGAGGCAAGCUAAAGUCAAUUGAGCAGAGUUGCGAUCAGGACGAGAGUGGGAACCGAACUUCAGUGGACCUGCGGAUACGGAGGACGCAGCACUCGGUGCUGUCCCGGAAGUUUGUGGAAGUCAUGACAGAAUACAAUGAAGCACAGAUCCUGUUUCGGGAGCGAAGCAAAGGCCGCAUCCAGCGCCAGCUGGAGAUCACUGGGAGGACCACCACUGACGAUGAGCUGGAGGAGAUGCUGGAGAGCGGGAAGCCGUCCAUCUUCAUCUCGGAUAUUAUAUCAGAUUCACAAAUUACUAGGCAAGCUCUCAAUGAGAUCGAGUCACGUCACAAAGACAUCAUGAAGCUGGAGACCAGCAUCCGAGAGCUGCACGAGAUGUUCAUGGAUAUGGCCAUGUUCGUGGAGACCCAGGGUGAAAUGGUCAACAACAUCGAGAGAAACGUGAUGAAUGCUGCUGACUACGUCGAACAUGCCAAGGAAGAAACCAAGAAAGCCAUUAAAUAUCAGAGUAAAGCCAGGAGGAAAAAGUGGAUAAUUGCAGCUGUGGUGGUGGCUGUCAUUGCUGUCCUGGCUCUAAUCAUUGGCUUGUCGGUUGGCAAAUGAUUGCGUAGAUGGCGCUGGGUGCCUGCCUCUCCCUCAGGGUGGCAAAGGUGAUGUUCGUCCUCAUUUGCGUAGCCACUUUGCUUGUGAUCCUUGGAAUUAUCCUAGCAACAGCAUUGUCAUAGCAACCACACCAAGAGCUCUUUGUCCUCAGAGACUCCGACCACACCUGCAGCAGAGUCAAUGUCCUGUCCUUCCACAUGCCACCUCAGACCCCAGGGCUAGCGCCGAGGUUUGUAUUGGUGAUGAAGAGUAAAGCACCACAGAGGCUUCGUACCGUGAAAACACCAGGAGCCGAGCGGAUGCAGCAUGCCAGCCCAGGUGGCCUUGGUCUCUGAAGGACGCCACAGAGACUUCACAAUGGUGGCCUUGUCUCAGUAGCAUUGACACAGAAAUGAUUGACAAAUGCAACCUUUUUAAAAAAGGUGUCAGUGUUAACAUGUGCGUGCAGUUUAAUUAGAGUGUGCUCUGUGCUCCCUCAGCUGACAGUGGUAGUGAGGAGACUUUGCACCGGGCCUGAUUUCUGUUCAUGUCUCGCUUGCAGAAUCACCACAGAACUGUCUUGUAAGGUAUCUGUAAUUUUAAAUAGCUAUAAAUUAAAUUCCUUAAUAUAUUAACAUCGAACCCCCGUUUUCUAAAGCUAGACACUGCCUUUCGAAGGACAAUGGACAGGCCCUAGGCAGCCAUGUACAGGUUGCUGCUGUCACUGGAAACCUGGUCUUGCAGCCCUCAGGGCCUUUCUUGAGGGCUCUCUGGUGACCCAGGAAGUGUAAGGGUGUGAGGAGUCUGCGUUGUCGCUAGCUCACUUCUACGCGCUUUAUUAUGGGGGUGACACACAGUCGUGUGCUGCCCUCACGUCCACCUCCUCCCCGUUCACUGGUGCUGCUGGAGUCUCAAGGCAAGGCGGCGAUGGAGCCCGGACUGUUGCUCUCAGCUCACGGGAACAGUCCAGUCGCGAAGCCAUUCUUGGACAGCAUCCGAAGGACCAGAGUGUCAUCCGAACCCCCACUAAUGCCUAGAGUUGUCGAGAAACCGGGAUAGGUGAUGAAGAUGUGGGCUGUUUUACACUGUGAGUAGGUGGCCAGGUGGCGGACGGCCUGUCUGUAUGCUGACAUGCUGACUGGGGAUGUGCAGGACACCAAGCCUAGUGGACUCGGCUGACGGCUGACUGCAUGUGGAUGCUCACUCUGUCCCAGCCUCAUCUGGUUGGAUCCGGUGUAGCCGUGCUGAUUCAGAACACCAAUCGUGAGAGAAUCUGAACUGUUUAGAAACUACCACCCCUACAGUGGUGAGCGUCACUCAUUCUCAACACCCCCCAGCCUGACACCCCAGGUGCUGAGAGCUACUGCAGGAGACUGGACUGUGUGUCCUGGUCUAGAGCUAGCCCAUAGUGGAGACGCUCCUGCCUAGAAACAACUACUUCCUGCCUAGGGGCUCCCACUUCCUGCCUGGAAGCUUCCGGAAAGCUCUGCAGAUGGAGCCGUGUUUGUGCAGCUCCUGCCGUGUGCUCGGCGUCAGUGCCAUCGAAUUUAGCUGCAGGGGACCUGCAUGCCACCGAGUUCCCAGCACUUGGGGUCAGGUUCCCUUCAAGUUGAGCCUGAGUCCUUGGCCUGUGAUGUGCUCCCCACGUUGUGCUCAGGUGGCCUCUCCACCAAGCGGGUGCCUGAAUCUGGCUUUCUGGUGAAGCAGAGGUGUGUGGGUGAGUGAGUCAGCCCGCAGGAUAUAUUUCUAUGCUGACGUCAUAGCCUAUUUCAAAAUACAUUUACAGAUUGUGUUGUUACUUUUUCCAAUGAUUUCUUCAGAAAUUUUGUGUUUACAUUAAAAACUUCUCCAAGAAGCAAA